AUGCAGUGCAAGUACCUGAACAUGAAGCUCCACUGUGUGAUCCUGGGCGCUCUCCUUCUCCUGCUGCUGGGGGGCUGUGGCAGCACACUCAAGACCUCUGCCAUCGACCUGAGGACCUUCAUUGGCUGUGCCGUGCGAGAAUUCACCUUCCUGGCCAAGAAACCCGGGUGCCGGGGGCUGCGGGUGACCACGGACGCGUGCUGGGGGCGCUGCGAGACCUGGGAGAAACCGAUCCUGGAGCCGCCUUACAUCGAGUCCCACCACCGGAUCUGCACCUACAACGAGACCAAGAUGGUGACGGUGAAGCUGCCCAAGUGUGCCCCUGACGUGGAUCCCUUCUACACCUACCCCGUGGCCAUCCGGUGUGACUGUGACAUCUGCUCCACCGCCACCACCGAGUGUGAGACUUACUGAGCUCCCUCCACAGCUCAGGCAGGGAGGGGCUGAAUUCUCCCCCAGCUUCACACCCCUGGUACCUCCAGCGUUGCUGAGGAUGUAAAUCGGUCCUGAAUUUGAUCUCACCCUCUAAUGCUCCUAAUCAUUGACUUCUCUGGGCAGAUGAGGCUUAAUCUCCUCUCCUCGUGCUGUUCAAAGCAUUAUUGCUGUAGAAACCUAGUGCACAGCCUUACAACAGCAAAC
Messenger RNA from Pseudopipra pipra, 639 nucleotides. It is a transcript of the gene GPHB5, whose product is annotated as glycoprotein hormone subunit beta 5. Gene Ontology annotation, cellular component: extracellular region; cytoplasm. Gene Ontology annotation, biological process: G protein-coupled receptor signaling pathway; regulation of thyroid hormone receptor signaling pathway. The record is from RefSeq and is a predicted model, not a curated record. NCBI's taxonomy places the organism in Eukaryota, Metazoa, Chordata, Aves, Passeriformes, Pipridae. Gene Ontology annotation, molecular function: hormone activity. The coding region runs from base 1 to 414 and encodes 137 amino acids. The transcript is spliced from 3 exons.